GGAGCCAAUGGUGGGUGUUGUUUCAUUAUUUGGAGUCCAAGCAAGUUACUACUGACUAAGUAUAAACUGGAACCAUGUAAAAUAAGCACCAUUCCGAAUUCACCCAAAUGAAUUGGUCACUGUUCGUUUUGUCAGUUUUUUAUUGGGUCAAAUUGAGGCAGAAACUGACUUAUGGUUUGGAAUGUAUGAGAAGUCCUCUCUCAAUUCUUCUUUGAAAACAUUAUCUUUGACUUUUCUUUCUACAUUAUCUAAUUAUAGGCUUGUAAAGUAUUUACUGGUCCAAGUUUAUGAAGUUCCCUAAUUCUGAAGCCAUAUAUCUAGAGCCACACAGUUGAGAGAUCUUUACACACCUCAGAAAGGUGGUAAAUUAGUUGCACAAGCAGAACUGCUUCUUGCCCAACUCUCAGACUAUUUGCUACAUAAGUUUUUUUUCAAAUGCAAAAUCCAAGAUACUGCUGCCUAAUUCUCUUCAUUCAACUUGUCUCCAUCGUUAGCUUUUGCCACUACGUAAUUCCAAUAAGAGGUGAAGAUGAGACUAGUGUUGUAAAGGUGGAUAUGGGUAUAAUUCUUGAUAUGGAAACAGUUGUGGCAAAAGUAAUGCAAAUAUCUAUCGUACUUGCUCUUGAGGAUUACCAUGCCAACGCUAGUCAUGGUGCCAUUAGGAUAGUCCCUCACAUCAGGGAUUCCAAGAAAGAUGACGUUGAAGCAGCAUCUGCAGCCAUAUACUUGCUAAAGAAUGUCCAAGUACAAGCGAUCUUUGGGCCACAAAUGUCUACACAAACUGAUUUUGUGAUUGACUUGGGGAACAGAGCAAAAGUCCCUAUCAUUUCUCCAGCAACAAGUCCUUCACUUUCCGUCAAGGAAAAUCGCUUCUUCAUCAGAGGAGCACUUCCUUCUUCCAGCCAGACUAAAGCCAUUGCAGGAAUAGCUAAAAACUAUAAUUGGAAGGAGGUUGUGAUCAUCUAUGAGGAUAGCUCCUUCGGAACCGGGAUACUUCCACAUUUGACUAAUGCCUUGCUGGAAAUCAGCACUUUGGUCUCAUAUAGAAGUGUUAUUUCUCCUUCAGCCAAUGAUGAUCAAAUUCUGAGGGAGCUAUACAAGUUGAAUACAAUGCAGACCAAGGUGUUCAUCGUGCACUUGCAACCAUUUCUUGCCUCGCGCCUUUUCCUGAAGGUCAAAGAAGCCGGGAUGAUGAGCAGUGGAUAUGCAUGGAUCAUCACAGAUGUGCUAACAGGUCUUCUGGACCUGGUAGAUCCUACAGUAAUUGAGUCGUCGAUGCAAGGUGUUCUUGGUAUAAAGCCUUAUGUUCCAAGAUCAAAUGAGCUUAUCAAUUUCACCACGAGAUGGAAAAAGAGAUUUCGUCAAGAGUACCCAGACAUGGAUCCAGUUGAACUCAAUAUUUUCGGGCUAUGGGCAUAUGAUAGCGUCACCGCAUUAGCAAAAGCAGCAGCAAAAAUGGGCAACACCGCUAUCCCAAAAUUCAAGAAACCGGAAACUAGAGAAAACUUAACCGACUUAGAUGCACUUGGAACCUCUGAAAUGGGAUCUCUGCUCCUUGACUCUGUGCAAAACACAGCGCUAAAAACAGCAGUAAGUGGUGAAUUCCGUCUCAUCAAUGGAGAGUUGCACCCAUCCCCAUAUCAAAUUGUGAAUAUAGUUGGGACAGGACAGAGAAGCGUUGGAUUCUGGACAGAGAAGGAUGGAAUUUCAUAUAAACUGAAGAUAGAUGGUAAAACAUCUAAGAGUAAUAAUAAUCAACUAGGGGCCAUCAUUUGGCCUGGUGAAUCUACUAUUCCUCCGAGAGGCUGGGAAAUACCCACAAGCGGGAAGAAGCUAAGGGUUGGAGUCCCUGUCAAAGAAGGGCUGCAGGAAUUCAUUAAAGUGGAAAGAGAUUCAAAAACACAAGCAGUUAUUGCAACUGGUUUCUGUGCAGAUGUCUUCAAAGAAGUCAUCCAAUCUUUGCCUUAUGCUGUUCCUUAUGAAUUUGUUCCAGUUCCAAUAACACAUAAGCCCACAUCUCCAGGAUAUGAUGAUCUUGUUUAUAAACUCCUUUUUAAGAAACAUGAUGCAGUAAUAGGUGACGUGACCAUUUCAGCGAACCGAUCCAAGUAUGUAGAUUUCACAUUACCUUUUACGGAGUCGGGUAUUUCUACGGUUGUGCCAGUAAAGGGUGAUGACAGGAAGAGUCCUUGGAUUUUCAUGAAACCAUUAAAGAGCGAGCUUUGGAUAACAAUCGGAGCAUUCUUCAUUUUCAUUGGUUUUGUUGUUUGGGUACUCGAACAUCGUGUAAACAAAGAGUUUCGAGGACCCAAACGCAAGCAAGUUGGGAUGAUAUUCUGGUUUUCCUUCUCAACUCUUGUUUUUGCUCAUAGAGAGAGGGUAACAAGUAAUUUAACAAGAUUUGUGCUGAUUGUGUGGGUUUUCGUGGUUCUGGUGCUGACAUCAAAUUAUACAGCCAGCUUAACAUCUAUGUUAACAGCACAAAAACUUCAACCUACUAUAACAAACCUCAAUGAUCUCAUCAAAAAUGGAGAAUAUGUAGGGUACCAAAAAGGUUCUUUUGUUGAAGAUGUCUUGAAAGGCAUGCAAUUUGACAGCUCCAAAUUCAGGAGUUACAGCACAUUGGAAGAGUAUAAUGAUGCGCUCUCAAGAGGUAGUAAAAAUGGAGGUGUUGGUGCAAUUGUUGAUGAACUACCUUAUCUCAGACUCUUCCUCAAUAAAUACUGCAGGAAGUAUAUUAUGGUUGGUCCGACUUACAAGACGGCUGGUUUUGGAUUCGCAUUUCCAAAAAGAUCUCCUUUGGUACCUGACUUCUCAAGAGCAGUCUUGAAGGUGAUGGAGGGAGAGUUUAUGAAUAACAUAAUUCAGAAAUGGUUUGGGAAUGAAACAGAUUGUACACAGAAAGAUGGAAUGGCUAUAGCAUCUGAUAGCCUCACACUAGAUAGUUUUAAGGGCCUUUUCCUCAUAGCUGGUGUAUCAGCUGGUUCCGCUCUUCUCAUAUUCUUGUUCAUCUUCCUUUAUCAGAAUAGAGAAAUCUUAGCCACUGAUGAUUCAAUAGGGCAAAAGCUUUCUGCAAUAGCAAAAGUCUUUGAUGAAGAGAAAGACAACUCUAAUUCUAAGACAGAAAAGACAUCUGAGGGCAACGAAAGCAGAACGGCUACACUGUUCGCAGCAAGCGAAGCUUCUCCUGAAGUAUUGCCUGACCUCCCUUUGCAAAGCCCAGAAAUCAGAAUUUCUGACGGCCUAGGAGCAUCCCCUGCACCUGAAGGGUUUUCUACAGGAGAACCUGGAACUCCAGUUCAAGAAACCAUUACAGGGACAAUUGACGAAAGAUUUAAAAGGGCCCUACAAGAGACCGUACAGAGAUGAGCUAAUAGGGUUAGUUUGACCAAAUGACAUUAUAACCUAUCGCUCUAGGCCACAAUAUUUGUAUCAAGAGCCAGCUCCAAAAUUCAGAUAUGAUGGGUUCAACGUUUACGUUCUUAAGAUUGAAUUCGUUGCAUUUCUGAAAUUAUGAGUUUAGAAUUUAAUAUUCAAGGAAAUUCUACUUUUUUUUCCCA
Messenger RNA from Capsicum annuum, 3560 nucleotides. Its product is annotated as glutamate receptor 2.9. Bases 436 to 3369 code for a protein of 977 amino acids. Gene Ontology annotation, molecular function: glutamate-gated receptor activity. Gene Ontology annotation, cellular component: plasma membrane. NCBI's taxonomy places the organism in Eukaryota, Viridiplantae, Streptophyta, Magnoliopsida, Solanales, Solanaceae. The record is from RefSeq and is a predicted model, not a curated record. The transcript is spliced from 5 exons.